This is a messenger RNA of Gongylonema pulchrum, 282 nucleotides long. NCBI's taxonomy places the organism in Eukaryota, Metazoa, Nematoda, Chromadorea, Rhabditida, Gongylonematidae. The record is from the annotation of a GenBank genome assembly.
AUGCAAAAACCGCAUCAUCGCACGGGCAGCCCGUGCGUUGGCCAAUUAUUUCAGAAUUACGAUGACGAAGAUAUUGAAAGGUUCGGAGCAAACUAUUUGACCACGCGAAGCUAUAAACCUUUCCUCAUCAUCUACUGUUUUAAAGAAGAUUCUGCACGAGUAUUAGUUGAUCCUUUCUCUUCACCAUCAAAUCAUGUUGCUGGUGUUGUUGUUGUUGCUGUUGUUGUUGUUGUCGUUGUUGUUGCUGCUGCUGUUGUAAUUGUGGAUGGAGAGGGCCAGUAA